CUCUUGCAUACAUCAACAUAUUUAAUUACUAGUAUUACCUAGUAUUACUUUCAUUCCGAAAUAAACUAACGUAAUACAUAACAUCACAUAUCGUAAUUCUAAGAAUUUAGAUAAGUAUUUGUUUAUCAAAUUCGUAACAAUAUAAUAUGUCAUAUCUCGUACUAGAUUGAUUUAUUUUGAAUUGAAUGAAGUGUGUCUAUGAUAUAUUACGAAAGUUUGACAAGUUAUUUAAAAAGUAGAUAGAAUUAAAUAGGAAGAAGUUAUGAUUGGUUAAGAAGUAAAGCUAGUUAGAAAAAGUGAAUGAUGAAUGAUGAGGGUUAGUAAUUGGUUGCGAAAAGAAUGUAAAUUAUAAAUGCUAGGAGUUAUAAGCGUGAUCUCUCUCCAACUUUUAAUUGCUUGUUGUCGAAACAAAACAUUUUUUUGCGGGUAACUUUGACAGUGUUGCAUGAAUGCAUUGUGGCAUCCCAAAAGCCAAUUGCUGUUCGUAUAGGUGUGGUAGGCAUCCCCGCACAUCUUUCUUGAUAGAAAAUGAAACCUGGUUUUGUUGAUGCGUUCUGCCAUGUUGGUGACGGCACUGCUUGUGCCAACCGGUAUGACGGCAGCAAAGUAUCUAGAAACUCCUAUUUUCACCCCAGAAUUCUCGUUUAUUUGGCAGAGGUUAUUUGGUACUAGGAACUGUGAAAUCCCUGUGAGGUAGGGGUGGAGCUGGCUCGUGCUCGGUUCGUUUGAGAUCGUUGUCUUAACUCGGCUCGUUAAUGUUAAUGAGCUAAAAAGCUAGUUCGGCUCGGUUCACGAGCUAGCUCGUUAGGCUCGUUAACGAGAUAUAUCUCAUUAAUACCAUAUUAAUAAUUUUAAAUUUAACAUUUUAUUAUGUAUUAACAUAAUAAUAAACACUAACUAAUAUAAUACUCUCUAAAUAUGAAUAGUUUUGAUGUAAUUAAAAGACUAAACACUAGUUCAUGAAGAUAUGAUGAUAUUUUAUACUAACGAGCUAAACGAGCAGUUCACGAGUUAGCUUGUUAAGCUCACGAGCUAAAAGGCUAGCUCGACUUGACUCAUUAAGACUACGAGUUCGAAUCAAUCCGAGCCACGAGUUUUGAGCUUUUUAUCCACCCCUACUGUGAGCGCAAGUGCACCACCAUGCCUCCGAGUUGAAGAUCACUGGUGAUCAGUAGUCACAGUUGGUGGGUAACUUCUCCUGGAACAAGACGAAGGUUCUGACUUUUGACCAUCGCAAACCAUCGCAAUCUUAUUUGACGUGAGCCAGACGAGAGUGCGACGUGCCAGUUCACAUAAAGAACAGGUACCAAGACGCCUCAAAUCUUUGACUUGUACCAAGUGUUUGCCCGAAAUUUCCUUCGGGCUGAGCCGCCACGGAAGGAGAAAAGAAAAACCAUAACCCAUAAAUUCCUGAAACCUGACGCCAUGAUCUGUCUCAUGAAUUCUUCUCGGCCGUCCUCUCUUGACCUAUAUGAAAACAAUCAAUGAGCCGUGCAGUGACUUAAUCGCCGUCUUAAGUAGUACUAGUACACUCAUCUGGUAUUGCAUUUCUCGUCCAUACAUCUACCCAGGCAGGCAGCUAGCUAGUAUCCUCUUCCUCUCCCCUUUUCUUGUUGCUCUUCAUCACCAGUUCACCACACCUUUGAGAAGAUGCAUCCCCUAUGUUCGUUGCCAUUACUCAUCAUCAUCCUACUCUCAUCGGUGCCACCUUCUAUGCAAGAAUCCGGUGCCUACUUCCGGUACACAAAUUGUACCCCAGCUUCUUACCAGUGUGGAUCACUCAAGUUCGAUGUCGAUUACCCCUUCUCAGCGAAUGGCGUCCACCGUCCAGACUACUGCUCUUACCCAGGAUAUCGCCUCAUCUGCAGCCCAGACAACAAGCUCAUGAUCCACAUGAAUUCCACCGCGUUCCAGGUUACAGAUAUCGACUAUGGCAACAAGUUUCUUGCGGUCAUCGAUCAAACUCAACCUCAGGAGGCAUGCCUGGAUCGCUAUCACAACACCACCAUCGACGAGAGCAAGUUCAUGUACACAGACCGUGAUCAGUUCCUGACGGUCUAUGUCAACUGCAGUGCCAACUUUUCCUCUCUGCCUCUUAUCUAUGAUCUUGUGUCGUGCGUUUCUGGGGGAAGCUCCUACUAUAGGUUGCACAAGAACAAGGAUGACUCGUUGGAAUCAGAUAUUCUGGGAUCAUGCAGCUCAACUAUCGUUGUUCCAUGCAACUCAACCAUGGCAGGCUCAUUGGCUGCUGGAAAUUCUAGCCUUGCGGAUGUGAUUAGAGGAGGUUUCACGGCGAGAUGGAAAGUUGGGCUAGGUUGGUGUAGUGAUUGUAAGGCUUCUGGAGGGCAUUGUGGGUUUAAUGGCAGUUUUCCUGAUCAGUAUACAUGUUACUGCCCUUAUGGUCAAGCUAUUGGAUCAUGUUCUUCAUCAGGAUCAAAGAAGUCGAAGAAAAAGGCUAUUGCAAUAGCAACCUCCAUCGCCUCCGGUGUUCUGUUCCUGCUUCUCCUCGUUGUGUCCUUCUUGUACAUUCGCAAGAGGAGACAGUACAAGAUGACCUCGUCGUCGAGGCUGCUCAAGUACACCACCUCCGGCAGGACGCCGCGGUCGAAAGGCAGCAGCGACAAGUUCGUGGAGUCCGGCAGCUUCCACUACCUGCAGACCCACCACUUCGCCUACGAGGAGCUCGAGGAGGCCACCGACGGCUUCAGCGACGCCCGCGAGCUCGGCGACGGCGGCUUCGGCACCGUCUACAAAGGUGAGCUCCGAGAUGGACGCGUGGUGGCCGUGAAGAGGCUGUACAACAACAGCUGCCGGCGAGUGGAGCAGUUCGUGAACGAGGCGGCGAUACUGUCGCGGCUGCGCCACCCGAACCUCGUGCUGUUCUACGGGUGCACGUCCAGCCGCAGCCGGGAGCUGCUGCUGGUGUACGAGUUCGUGCCCAACGGCACCGUCGCGGACCACCUGCACGGCCACCGCGCGCCGGAGCGCGCCCUGACAUGGCCGCUCCGCCUCAACGUCGCCGUCGAGGCCGCCGCCGCGCUGGCGUACCUCCACGCCGUCGAGCCGGCGCCCAUCGUGCACCGCGACGUCAAGACCAACAACAUCCUCCUCGACGCCAACUUCCACGUGAAGGUCGCCGACUUCGGCCUCUCCCGCCUCUUCCCGCGUGACGCCACGCACGUCUCCACCGCGCCGCAGGGCACGCCAGGGUAUGUGGAUCCGGAGUACCACCAGUGCUACCAGCUCACGGACAAGAGCGAUGUGUACAGCUUCGGCGUGGUGCUCGUGGAGCUCAUCUCGUCGAAGCCGGCGGUGGACGUGACGCGGGACCGCGACGAGAUCAACCUGGCCGGCAUGGCGGUCAACAAGAUCCAGAGGUGCCAGGUGGACCAGCUGGUGGACGACGAGCUCGGGUACAGCUCCGACGAGGCGACGAGGAAGACGAUGACCAUGGUCGCCGAGCUCGCGUUCCGGUGCCUGCAGCACAACGGCGAGAUGCGGCCGCCGAUCAAGGAGGUGGCCGACGUCCUCCGGGGAAUCCAGGACGAGUGCAGGGCGGCGGAGAAAGGCGGCAAGAGGGGCUCGCCGUGCUCGCCCAACACCGUGCACGCGCCAUGGGACAGCAUGAGCACGACGCCGAACACUAGCCAGUAACCUCUCUGUCGAUCGAGAUUCGCUUGUUUUGUACCGGACAGCGUACUGAUUUUUUUUCCUGCCGGUUUGAUGUAAAUUAUGUUAUUUUAUAUAUCUUUGAAACAGCGGAAAUGACGAAAUGUACAUAGAAACUUCUGAAGUUGUGAUAGCGUUUGGCAUGAGUAUUGAGUAACCAGUUACUGAUGAUUCUUUUUAUCCUGUAAUUUGCCCUGAUACAACAUUGAGAAAGUAUGGAAUAA
This is a messenger RNA of Oryza sativa Japonica Group (Japanese rice), 3893 nucleotides long. Lineage: Eukaryota; Viridiplantae; Streptophyta; Magnoliopsida; Poales; Poaceae. The record is from RefSeq and is a predicted model, not a curated record.